GCAUCGUCAUGCAUGUGAUUUGAGGCUCCGACUCGUAUGAUCCUUACCAGAUACUCCUUCCUGGCGAUCCUAUGGACUUUCGUAGUCGCUUGCCAACUCUUGCCUAGACUUGCAAAAAUCACAUCCGGUUCACUGGCACGUCUAAACAUCAAGUUUUCAAGUACACCUCUGCGGCAAGCUUCAAUGUCAACAUCCAACUUUUCGUCCUACCUCAAGUCCCAGAAGGCAGAUUUUCUAGCUGAUAAUGGGGAUGGAUGGACGGUGGUAAUGGGCAAUGAAGCAGGCGAUCUCGAUUCCCUCACUAGUGCUCUCGGGUAUGCCUGGUUGCGCUCAAACACAAGCGGAAAGGCGAUCGCAUUCAUAACUACACCUAGGGAAGAUUUCAUGCUCAGAGCAGAGAAUCUGCAUGCCCUUGGUCUUGCCGGAAUCAACCAGCCUUUUGAGGAGCUUUAUUGCUCGGGUGAUCCUAUGCCAUCGCAAGUGUCCCAGUUUGCACUUGUAGAUCAUAACGUCCUCCACACCAGUUACGCAUCUCCAACAGCCAGGGUUGUCGCAGUGAUAGACCACCACGAGGAUGAAGGUCAAUACAAGGAUACAGCUAAUCCCAGGAUAGUCGAACCGGCUGGAAGUUGCUCGUCUCUUGUUGCAAGAUUAUAUCAAUCAUCAUCAAAUCUUUCCAUACCCCCAGAACUGUCGACGCUCUUGCUGAGUUCUAUUUUGGUCGAUACCCGAGGUCUCAAAGAGGGAGGAAAAGCUCUUGAUGUCGACAGGGAGGCAGCUGCAUUUUUAAUUCCCCAUUACCUUUUGGCACACGACGAAGAAGUUUUCAUAUCAUCGGAUCACCAACCGAUUACACAACACCCUUCAGUCCAGUCUCUGUCCACGACUUUGGCAGAGAAAAAGCUUUCUGUAUCCCAUCUCAGCACGCGGGACUUGCUGCGGAGAGAUUACAAAGAGUACGCAUUCACAACGCCUGCGCCCGAUGACGCGGCGCAAUCUUCAAAUGGGAUAAGAGUGGGUCUCGCCACCGUCCCACUCCGUCUCUCCGCAUUAUUUGCGUCAUCGAAUCAUCCUAUGCAGGAAAUUCAAGAUUGGCUCGCAGAAAGAGAUCUUAGCAUUCUCGGUGUGCUUACUACUUUCCGGAACAAGAAAGGUAAAGGAAGGAGGGAGCAACUUUGGAUAAUCAAGACAGGAGAUGAAGGCAUCGCAGAGAAACUUUGGGAGGGCCUCGAAGCAAGCAAAGAGCUUGAGCUGAAGCGGCUUGAUUUCUCAAAGUUCGUUGGCAGCGCCGACACGGCUGAGGAAUCUGAGGACGAGGAUACUGAAGAAGUCACGACUGAUGAAGCGCAGUUCGGGGCGUCAUAUGUUGCGAGGGCGUACAAGCAGGGUAACGCGGACGCGACGAGGAAGCAAACUGCCCCCAUUCUCCGGAGACUUAUGGAAGGGAUAUGAACUCAUGAGGUGCACCGGUGAUUGCUUGACACUGUUUGAAACCUGAUAUUCGAUGCGCAUGUAUAUAUGAAGACCCAAGAUGUACCCCUAACGGUUAAUGAUUACCUUGUCGGAUUGUCUUUGCGUUCCUUCAUAAGCCAUCGGAGGUGAGCUUUCAAGCGGA
Suillus clintonianus is the source of this 1615-nucleotide messenger RNA. RefSeq lists its product as uncharacterized. Gene Ontology annotation, cellular component: cytoplasm. Gene Ontology annotation, molecular function: exopolyphosphatase activity. The transcript has 2 exons. Bases 184 to 1452 code for a protein of 422 amino acids. The record is from RefSeq and is a predicted model, not a curated record. NCBI's taxonomy places the organism in Eukaryota, Fungi, Basidiomycota, Agaricomycetes, Boletales, Suillaceae.